Messenger RNA from Colletotrichum costaricense, 1071 nucleotides. RefSeq lists its product as uncharacterized. Bases 1 to 1071 code for a protein of 356 amino acids. Gene Ontology annotation, cellular component: plasma membrane. Gene Ontology annotation, molecular function: transmembrane transporter activity. The transcript is spliced from 3 exons. NCBI's taxonomy places the organism in Eukaryota, Fungi, Ascomycota, Sordariomycetes, Glomerellales, Glomerellaceae. Gene Ontology annotation, biological process: transmembrane transport. The record is from RefSeq and is a predicted model, not a curated record.
AUGGCUGCCGGAAGCCUAGUCGUCGUGCCCAUGAGCGAAUCACUCGGCCGGCGACCGCUCUACAUCGCAUCCAUGGCAGCGUUUCUGGCACUCGUCUUGUCGAGCGCUCUGGCUGAGAGUAUCGCGACCGUUAUCGCCACUCGGCUUUUCGGAGGGUUCUUUGGUAGCACCAUGAUGUCGAACUCGCCCGCUACCGUCAACGACAUCGUUUCAGACAAGCACCGCGCACUUGCUUUAGGUGUGAUCUUUGUCUUAUUAGCCUCUGUGAAAGAGACGUACGCUCCCGUGUUGCUGAAGAGACGAGCCGCCGAAAAGUCCAAGGCAACCGGAGACGAUAGAUGGUGGACGCGCUACGAUCAUGGGCAAGAGCUCUGGCCAUUGCUAAAGAUCAAUCUAUACCGCCCACUCAAGAUGAUGUGCACCGAGCCGAUCUGCAUGUUUUGUAACACAUACAUCGACAUUGUUUGCGUGACUCUCUAUCUCUGCUUCGUCGCUUAUCCGAUUGCAUUUCAGCAGAACCGGGGCUGGGCGCCAGGGAUCGGCGGACUGGCGUUUCUGGGGAUUGGAUGUGGCAUUCUCAUUCCCAUUGCGGCAGAGCCUCUUCUUCGCCGCAUCGUCAACCUUCAUCAAAAAGACCCGGCCACGGGCAAUGUCAAGCCCGAAGCCAGAGUCAGCAUCGAAUGCAUAGGUGCCGUCCUGUUAGCAGUUGGCCAAUUUUGGUUCGCCUGGACAUGCCGACCUGGAACACACUGGAUCGUUCCCAUUCUUGCUGGUGUUCCAUACGGUGCCGGAAACGCUUACACUCUCAUCUACGCAGACAACUACAUGGCUCAGUCCUAUGGCAUCUACGCAGCAUCAGCGUUAGCAGGGAACAUGGUGCUCAGAAGCAUAAUGGGCGCGUGUCUGCCGCUUGCCGGGCCAUCAAUGUAUAGGACGCUGGGACUGAGUUGGGCUGGGACAUUGCUGGGUCUUGUUGAGAUAUUAUGCGUCUCUGUUCCGGUAGCCUUCUACACUUAUGGCUAUAAGAUCCGUCAGGGGAGUCCUAUGAGACAAGUAAUCACUAAGCUUUAG